Molecule: messenger RNA, 1092 nt
Organism: Iphiclides podalirius (scarce swallowtail)
Lineage: Eukaryota; Metazoa; Arthropoda; Insecta; Lepidoptera; Papilionidae
Source: the annotation of a GenBank genome assembly
AUGACCGUUUUUUCUUUUACGUUGGAAAAAUCCUUUAUGGAUCCCCUGCCCCCGAUCGAGGAACUGGCGAGGUGUCUCGGUCAGAAUCGGGUCUCCGACGACAUCGGCUACGUGAUAUACUCUGCGCUGGGCAGCUUCUACAUACCGUCCUGCAUCAUGGUCUUCGUGUAUAUCAGGAUAUACUACGCGGCGAAGGCGCGUGCGCGGCGUGGCAUCAGGAAAAACCCCAGGCCCAGACAAAACGAACAGCAGACGAGCUUCUCCAACCCACCCAAGGGCACACGGCCCAUGCCCACGUCAUCAUCACUACACAUGCCUUCAGGAGUCGAUCCUAGCAACUCAAAUAAUAACAGGGAGAGCCAGAUAUCGACGAUAGAGACGCAGCAAGUGGCGAUACCAACGGUGACGUGCGACUUCGCUUCGGACAUUUCGACUAGCGAAGCAGGCGACACCGGCCCACAGCCGCCAGACGAUAGGAAAGACACGCUCAAGGUGGUGACCUGCGCCCAAGUGACGAGGAACCCCCUCGCUACGUGCCCCUACAGGAGUUCCACGUUGUCAGUCAACGGGGAACUGCAGCUGCAGCAAUCCCAGCGCUGCAGAGCGCCGAGCGUCGCGAUCGACACGGACAUGGUCUCCGAGCUGGAGCCAUCAUCCUCCGACUCUGGCGUGGCGACGCGCUGCGCAGUGGUGAAACCGCUGAAACUCAGAAUAUGCCAGCCGAUUUUCGGAAAGAAAUCCGACUCGGCUAGAAGACAGGAGAAGUCGCAGCCUUCGAAGUCUGAGCUAGAACCGGCACUACCGAAGCAGCACAAGCCAAGAGACCCUGAGAGGGAGAAGAGAAGACUGGCUAGGAAAAAGGAGAAGCGGGCGACGCUGAUACUCGGCCUGAUAAUGGGCAGUUUCAUCGCGUGCUGGCUCCCCUUCUUCUUCCUCUACAUCCUCAAAGCUGCUUGCCGGUGGUGCGUGAUACCGUCUAGCGCGUUCGCGAUCGCCUUCUGGCUGGGCUACAUGAACUCGGUGCUGAACCCGGUGAUAUACACGAUAUUCAAUAAGGAUUUCAGGAGGGCGUUCCGAAGGAUACUGUUCAAG